This is a messenger RNA of Ruditapes philippinarum (Manila clam), 2450 nucleotides long. Its product is annotated as zinc finger MYM-type protein 6-like. NCBI's taxonomy places the organism in Eukaryota, Metazoa, Mollusca, Bivalvia, Venerida, Veneridae. The record is from RefSeq and is a predicted model, not a curated record.
CCAGUGCUCUCCAUAAGCCCCGGCGGUCGGCGAAAUCGCCGACUACUGCACAGUCUACCGCCGGCUACUUUUGCCAAACCAUAAAAUAAAAAAUCCCCCAAAAAUAUCCUUCGUAGUUUUCUUUUUUUACUGGUGGUUCGCCGAAUCGUAAACAAAAACAAUAUGUGGAAUCCCAAGCAUGUUAUGCGCAUACGGUUAGCGCAUCUAUUUUAUCGUCCUAUUAUAUUGGCGCGCACUGAUCAGAUUUUUUUUACUGUUUCCGUCUCGUUUCGGGAUUAACAAUCGGAACCAAUGCGGUAACAGAAAACGACUCGUCUCUUUCCGUAAGUUUACGUUAUCCAAUGAUAUUUCGUAAAUUGUAUGUCACGGAUACGCAUGCCGUAACGGGUGGGGGAAUUAAGGUCAAAACUGUCAAAAUGUCAGGCCCUCCGAAGAAGAAAAUAAAGACAAUCGGAGGACAACAAACGCUUCAUACGCUUUGGAGAAAAGAACAGGGUACUUUGAUGACCUUUUUUCUAGGUUUACAUCAUUUGUUGACAAAGUAAAAGCGUAAUUGAAUACAUUUUUUAAUGUCAGUUUGACCUACGAGGCUACGUCAUUGAAUGUUCGGUACGAGCGAAAUUUAAAUUGUUACUACGUUUUUCUAUAUAAUUUUAAUUGAUUUGAACAUGAUUUGAUAUCUAUUUCACGAAUAAAAAUAUCUUUAUGCCUGUUGGUUUCUUGUUUAAAAUCUAUGCAUGACUACAGUAUAGUAUGGAAAAUACAGGUAGAUCUCUACAACUAUAUAUAGGCUUUAAUAUAAAAAUUAAAAUAUGAAAUAUUUCUUUCAAAACUUAGUGCCAUCCUUUUUUUCAUAAUAUUGUAGAAUUUUUAUUUUUGCAAAAUAAAGUAUUAGAUCAUUUUUAAAAUAUUUGAACAAUCCUUUCAAUACAUUAAAUAAUAUGCUAGAAUUAACACAAAAAGAUAUAGACCCUAUAUAUAAUGUAUAGAAUUAAUCUUAUUAAAAUAUCACAGUCAUGUAAAAGAUCCAAAGUCAUAACAGAUCACUAAAAGAAUUAUAAUAUUAGAAAAUAUAUAUUCAAAAAGAAUAAAUAUAGUUAUAUCACCAAUAUCACAGUAGAGAGCUAAUAUCACAGUUUUGCAAGGAAAAAAGAUGUAAACUUCAUACUGGUGUGCAAAAAUCAAAAACAAAAGAAAAAAAUUAAAACAAAUUAAACACAUACCAAACAAUUUCACAAUUUUAAUAAAUGUAUCAAAUAUGGCAUUAUAGCACAAAAAACUUUGUUCAUUUUAGAAUCUGACCUAAGCCACAGUGAUGAUACUCAGGAAAAUGUAGAACCACCUGCCCAGGUUGAAAAGAUAAAUUUUGUUCCACAUCAGCAACUUGCUCAGAUUUCAGAAACUGACAAAAACAAUAACAAGUCUGAAUCACAUGCCUCUGACCCUGUGAAAAUCUGUAUAAGUAAUAAAAAUGAAUUAAGUAAAGCUGAAGCUGUUGAGCUAUUGAAGGAACACUUUGAGGAUUCUUUGAGUGAUUGCAAACUCCAUAGUUUUUAUACCUGUUCAGGUGUGUGCAGUGAACUUUCUGAAAUUGAGCUAAAAAGAAUACGUAGUGAAAAGGCACCAAAGUGUACUGGCCAAGAAAAAAAGAAAAAAGGAAGUGAUAUUUUUCGCCAUGCAUGGCUCACUGAUAGAAAAACUUCUUACAGUGAUGAUACAGGUAUCUGGUGGCUGGUGUAUGUCGAAGGAAAAGGCAUGUUCUGUCUACUGUGUAAGACUCAUAAUACAUCCAAUAAGUUCAAUAAACAGAACACAUUCAAUAUCACACCAUCAAACAACUUUAAACAUAGUGCCAUUUUGGAUCAUCAACGCUCCACGGGUCAUAAUAGUACUUACUUAUGUGAGCUUGAGCGGCGUAACUCAUGCCUUGUAUCAAUGCACAGGGAAGCAAAAGAGAGCAAAGACUUAGUGACAUUUAAUGCCUUUUUAGCAAGUUACUGGUUAGGGAAGGAAGAAGUAUCUAACAAAAAAUUGUUGUCGCUGAUUGAGUUACAGAAACAGAUUGGAGUUGAGGCAAUGAAUCAUUUUAAGAACACUAGUGAACGUAGUCAAAAAGACAUGAGGCUUCUUGUUGGACAAAUGAUUAAAACUAAGUUGGUUGAAAAUGUUAAAACAGCAAAGUGGUUUAGCCUACUCGUUGACGAGGUUACCGACUGUUCUUCUAUGGAACAAUUGCUGAUUUACGUUGGCUAUGUUGAUGCACAGGGAGAUUCACACUUUCAAUUCCUGGACUGCAAAGAUGUGCUUGAGAACUCUCACAGUGCUAAUGCAGCAACAAUCACUGAGGUUAUUGUUCAAGAAUUGAGUUCCUGCCAUUUAAGCACAGACAAUCUGUGUGGGUUUGGCUCAGACGGAGCAAGUGUUAUGACAGGGCCAAAAAAUGGAGUUGG